Molecule: messenger RNA, 1428 nt
Organism: Malus domestica (apple)
Lineage: Eukaryota; Viridiplantae; Streptophyta; Magnoliopsida; Rosales; Rosaceae
Product: F-box/LRR-repeat protein At3g58900-like
Molecular function (GO): protein binding
Source: RefSeq, a predicted model, not a curated record
AUGGCUCGUAAAAGGAAGGUGGACAGAUUCACUAGUGUUACGGAGGGAGUUGCUCAUCACAUUCUUUCCUUUAUUACUAUCACCGACCUUGCUCGUUUCAGCUGUGUGUCCAAAAGAUGCAGAGAACUUUGUCUGUCAACUCCGUCAUUAGAUUUUGAUAAGUUUUCGCAUACCAAUACCGGAUCUUGCGAUAAACGAUUGAGGUUGCUGGAUUAUUUGCAUAGGUUCUUCGAUCUUCGUGAGGAUAAUAAGAUGGAAAAAUUUCAUAUCUGUUGGUCGAGUCUCUCUCACCAUAGUGAAACACCUUGCUUUUGUGAUCAUAAUGAGAAAGCUAGAAUGAUCUCGUGGAUCGAGAGCGCAUUAAGGUGUAAAGUUGAAGUUCUUCAUCUUGAAAUCGAUAUCGAUGAUGUGACGCCCUUUGUACUUCCAUCUUCCGUCUUUGUGUCUAGCUCAUUGAGGUCUCUUUCGGUGAGCAUGUGGUACUCAGCAAUCAUCAAAGUGCCCAUACCAUCUUUCUCUAGUUUGGAAUACCUGAAUAUGGAUUUACAUCAUGCGAAUAUAGAUGAGGGGUUUUUCAAAUGGAUCUCAUCGUCCUGCAAAUGCAUUAAGGAGCUACGCCUAUCACAUCACGGCGGGAAACAUAGAGAUAUCACCAUUGAAAGCUCGUCUUUGAAAUCAUUUACUAUUGAAGACGUUCACGAACUUCAUAAUCUUACAAUCUCUGGGAAGAACCUUGAAGAUAUACGUAUAUGGUGGAGUACUAGACGAUGCAGAUCAUUAAAUGUAAUUGCCCCCAAUCUUAAAUAUUUGGAGUGGAUUGGGCAUAUGUAUGAACUCAAGCCCCAGCUGGGGAGAUUAUUGUGUUUGGAAAAGGCGAGGAUUAAUCUGUUUUUUGAAGAAGACGACAUUGACACAGUAUAUGAGUUUCUUUGUAAUUUACGCAGGGUUAGGGCUCUUAUACUACACGCAGAGAUGAUCGAGAAUCUGUUCGAAGGAGGUCUCUUGCCAGCGCCCUUCGACGAUGUUUCACAUUUGCAACUUGAUCUUGGCAACUUUAGUAAUGAGUUAGUACCGAGAAUGGUCUUGCUUUUCAGGGGUAUGCGUAAUUUGAGUACUCUGUACAUCAAGACCGACCAAGUAGAAUAUUACCUGUUGAAGGCCGCUUGUUCAAAAUUCGGUAUGGCGUACUGGGAAUCCCGAAACCUUCUUUUCAUUUCUCAGCUUGAAGAGGUGACUGUAGAGAUCUGCAAGGACUCCCGCGGGUCUAACCUGAUCAACUUUAUAAGGUUUAUCCUCAAGGAUGCUGAGAAGCUGAAGAAAAUGGUCAUUGUUCAUUCACCCCAGUGUGCAAAGUCGUCUCUCGAUAAGUUGUCAAACAGCGCCAAGAGUUCGAAUGCCAACGUUUUCUUUGAAGUCCGAGAAUUCUGA